This is a messenger RNA of Phyllostomus hastatus (greater spear-nosed bat), 1116 nucleotides long. RefSeq names its product RWD domain containing 4 (gene RWDD4). NCBI's taxonomy places the organism in Eukaryota, Metazoa, Chordata, Mammalia, Chiroptera, Phyllostomidae. Bases 302 to 871 code for a protein of 189 amino acids. The transcript has 8 exons. The record is from RefSeq and is a predicted model, not a curated record. Gene Ontology annotation, molecular function: protein binding.
GAAGCGAAGAGGAAGAGCAGGUGGAGCCUCUCUCGUGACUGCCCUGCUGUCUGUCCCAGGACGCGCCGGCGCCCCGCCAGCUGCGGCCCGGGGCUCAGUGCCCACAGCCCUUUAGCAGGAGGUUUUGCGCCGCCCAAGGGCCAAAGGUGCGCGUGACUGUCGUCUAGGGUGUAAGGGGUGUGCAUCCGGCAGCCGAGGGCGCAGAACCGGGACGUCUUGCCCUCGGGGCCACUGCUCGCGCCUACUCCUUGUUGUCGCGAACGCCGUCCCCCGGCCCGCGAGGCGCCCCGCGGCCCGCGCGAUGAGUGCCAAUGAGGACCAGGAGAUGGAACUGGAGGCACUGCGUUCCAUAUAUGAAGGGGAUGAGAGCUUCCGGGAACUGAGUCCGGUUUCGUUCCAGUACAGGAUAGGUGAAAACGGUGAUCCCAAAGCCUUCUUAAUAGAGAUUUCCUGGACAGACACGUAUCCCCAGACGCCUCCGAUCAUAUCUAUGAACGCCUUUUUCAACAACACCAUAUCCUCGGCCGUGAAGCAGAGCAUCGUGGCCAAGCUGCAGGAGGCCGUGGAGGUGAACCUGGGCACCGCCAUGACCUACACGCUGUUCGAGUACGCCAAGGACCACCGCGAGCAGUUCAUGGAGCACCACCGCCCCGCCGUGCCCGCCCCGACAUCCAUAAGCAAUAUCAUCUCGGUUGAAACUCCUAAUGCAGCCCCGUCAAGCAAGAAAAAAGACAAAAGAGAACAACUUUCCAAAGCCCAGAAACGGAAGCUGGCCGAUAAAACAGAUCACAAAGGAGAACGCCCUCGAGGAUGGAACUGGGUGGACGUGGUGAAGCAUUUGAGCAAGACCGGCUCCAAAGACGACGAGUAGCGCUGGGGAUCGGAACCAGGGACGAGCGUCCGUUGGAAGGAGAGGGGGUUCACAGUCCACAGGGUUCGCAGUCCACGGGGUUCACGGUGUUUCGUCACCCGUUUCCCACCGUGAGGUGGCUUUUUAUAAAACAACUUUUUUGUAUGUUUCUUACAUAAAAAAAUGUUUUAAGCUGAAUGCUCAUGAAGAGAUUUGGUUGUAUUAAAUUAUUUUCACAAACUUGCCUUAAUAAAAGGUGAAAUGUU